This is a messenger RNA of Folsomia candida, 1848 nucleotides long. It is a transcript of the gene Ugalt, whose product is annotated as UDP-N-acetylglucosamine transporter. Gene Ontology annotation, biological process: pyrimidine nucleotide-sugar transmembrane transport. Lineage: Eukaryota; Metazoa; Arthropoda; Collembola; Entomobryomorpha; Isotomidae. Gene Ontology annotation, molecular function: UDP-galactose transmembrane transporter activity. Gene Ontology annotation, cellular component: Golgi membrane. The coding region runs from base 311 to 1372 and encodes 353 amino acids. The record is from RefSeq and is a predicted model, not a curated record. The transcript is spliced from 7 exons.
GUGAUAUUAUUUAAGAAUACAAGAAUUUCGGGAAGCAGUAUUAUUAGGCAAAACCAGAAAAGUGAUACAAGUCCGACUGGCUGGCUUAGGAUUAGUGGUGGAUUGGAUUAUUCGAGUGUUGGUUGGAUGGUGAUGUGUCAAUCCUUUAGGAAAAUCGUGCUCUCGUGUUUACUAUUUGGUUGUAGUUGCUGCUGAUUUGGAGCAUUUUGCAGCAGGCAAGAGACACGACACGACACGACACGAACGUCUGUGCCGGGUGGAAUUUAAAGAAAGAAGGGCGGAUCACAUAGAUUCUAAAUAAGCUUCAUGGAUGGACAAAACUGAGCAUCAAUAUCCCCUUUUGGAUAAGUCCGAAUCCAACAUGCAAGAUCAUGGCAGUAAAAGUAACCAUCGUCUAAAGUACCUAAGUCUAGUCACACUUAUCGUGCAAAAUGCAGCUCUUGCACUCUCGAUGCGCUACGCCAGGACUCGACAGGGACAUAUGUUCAUGUCGUCGACAGCUGUACUUAACUCGGAAAUCGUAAAAUUGUUCAUCUGUCUCUACGCUGUUUACUGGGAGAGUAACUCGUCAGUUCCUAAAUGGAUUCAUACUUUGAGGUCAAUAAUUAUCAAUCAGCCAAUGGACACGCUCAAAGUCUGCAUCCCUUCAAUGGUCUAUGUUGUCCAGAAUAAUUUACUGUAUGUUGCUGCCUCACAUUUAGACGCGGCGACCUAUCAGGUCACUUAUCAACUUAAGAUACUGACAACGGCAAUAUUUAGUAUUAUAAUUCUGCGGCGAAAACUGAUCCUUACGCAAUGGACAGCCCUCCUCCUCCUGGUCGUUGGGGUUAUCAUGGUCCAACUUGCCCAAACGGACGAAAAAUCUAGCAGUUUGAAGACCGAGGCUGGGGAACAAAAUCGUGUCGUUGGAUUCGUUGCAGCAAUUGCGGCCUGUUGUCUCUCAGGCUUUGCUGGAAUCUACUUUGAAAAGAUUUUAAAAGGUUCGGACAUAUCGGUGUGGAUGAGAAACGUACAGUUGUCUUUGUGCUCAAUUCCAUUUGCAAUUAUCACGUGCGGCCUUAACGAUAUGACGGCGAUAAGUGAAAAGGGCUACUUUUAUGGUUACGACCUUUUCAUCAUCUACGUUGUGGUCCUCCAAGCCGGAGGAGGCCUCGUUGUAGCAAUGGUUGUCAAAUAUGCUGACAAUAUUCUAAAAGGAUUUGCCACCUCUCUUGCCAUCAUCGUCUCCUGUGUGGCGUCAGUUAUCUUCUUCGAGUUUCACGUGACCCUACAAUUUUGUCUUGGAACAAUGGUCGUCAUCGUAUCCAUCUUCUUGUAUGGGUAUCAACCACCAACUAAAGGAAAGCAGCCUUCCCUUAUUGUCAAAGUCUGAUCGGUCCGUACUGUUGUUAUCAUAUAAUUACCUACAUACAUAUAAGAACUAUUGCCUUCCUGUCAUGAUUCAUUAUGUCAUUAGCUAUUAUUUUAACGUUUAACCAAUGCAGUUUUUCUCUUGAAUUGCAAUCAAACAUACGUGUUCCAAAUCUCAUUAUCAGCCAAAUCCCGUAAAAAGCUUCAUGAAAUCUGAGUAUUUAUUGUAACCAUUAUCAUGUUGUACCUUAUGUAUUAAAUAUAUUGCUACCUUUAGUCUAGUAUAAUAAUUUUGCAUAAUAAGUAAGUGGUAACCGGGAUAUGACAAGUUUUAUACAUAUAUAUUAAAUGUAUUUAUAAGGGUGCUCAUCUAAUUUAUUUAUUGCUAUUGAGACGAAAUCGAGGUAGAACGAGAGCUGCGUCAAAAUUUGAAUGAAAUAUUUUAUAUAUUGACGAAAUAAUAAACGAUAGAAAAAUAUGUUUCCAUUUCCCAUUGUA